Trichomycterus rosablanca is the source of this 1582-nucleotide messenger RNA. It is a transcript of the gene pitx2, whose product is annotated as paired-like homeodomain 2. The record is from RefSeq and is a predicted model, not a curated record. Gene Ontology annotation, cellular component: nucleus. Gene Ontology annotation, molecular function: DNA-binding transcription factor activity, RNA polymerase II-specific; RNA polymerase II cis-regulatory region sequence-specific DNA binding. The transcript is spliced from 3 exons. Bases 1 to 933 code for a protein of 310 amino acids. NCBI's taxonomy places the organism in Eukaryota, Metazoa, Chordata, Actinopteri, Siluriformes, Trichomycteridae. Gene Ontology annotation, biological process: anatomical structure morphogenesis; regulation of transcription by RNA polymerase II.
AUGAACUCGAUGAAGGAUUCCCUAAGUUUAGACCAUCAUCACCACCAUCACAUCUCUGGAGGCGUUAAACUGAUGUCGGCUCUUCACAUGGCCUCCAAACACGGUGUGGAUGGAAACACGGACACACAUAGUCCCGAGGCCGCAGAAAAAGAAAAAGCGCAGAGUAAAAAUGAGGACUUGUCCGAUGACCCGUCAAAGAAGAAGCGGCAGCGGAGACAGAGAACGCACUUCACCAGUCAGCAGCUGCAGGAGCUCGAGGCCACAUUCCAGCGCAACCGUUACCCGGACAUGAGCACGCGCGAGGAAAUCGCCGUCUGGACCAACCUGACGGAGGCGCGAGUCAGGGUCUGGUUCAAGAACCGUCGUGCCAAGUGGCGAAAGCGCGAGAGGAACCAGCAGGCCGAGUUGUGUAAAAACGGCUUCGGCGCGCAGUUUAACGGGUUGGUGCAGCCCUACGACGACGUCUACCCGAGCUAUACCUACAAUAACUGGGCGGCGGCAGCAAAGGGACUCGCACCGGCCUCCCUCUCAGCCAAAAGCUUUCCGUUCUUUAACUCGAUGAACUCGAUCAGCCCGCUGUCAUCGCAGGCCAUGUUUUCCGCCGGCCCUCCGCCUCCACCACCUCAUCCGCCUGCACCGAGCUCCAUCUCCUCCAUGAGUAUGAGUAUGAGCUCCGGAAUGGCCGUGCCCGCGUCGGGCCUUAACGGCCUCAACAACCUCAACAACCUCGGCAACGCGUCACUGAACUCCCCCGCCGCGGCGUGUCCUUACGCACCGCCGACCCCGCCCUACGUCUACCGGGAUACAUGCAACUCCAGCCUAGCCAGUCUUAGACUCAAAGCCAAGCAGCACUCUAGUUUCGGCUAUGCGGGGGUGCAGAACGCCGCCACGAACCUCAGUGCGUGCCAGUACGCAGUGGACAGACCAGUGUAGACAAAAACUGUCAUUAAACAAUACACAGAAUGAACAAAUACCAGGAUAUGGACUUUUUUCUUGAUUUUUUAAAACCUAAAACGAAUACGCACGGGAAAUUAUGAGCUCGGACUUGAUCUGUAUUAUUAUUGUUAUUAUUAUUUGUCUAAAGUAAAAGGGGCACUAGACGAUUCAUAUCAGAGGCUCGUCAUUUUCCAGAAAUAAAUUUCUCACCAGAAAACAUAUAUCACUCAGAUGGACAGUUAAACAAAACUGAAAAUGUCAUUUUUCUGCACACCGACCGGUGUGUAGUAUGUAGGAUAGACAAACCCUCCAUAAGCUUCAAUUUUUCUUCCUUCUGAACAUCAAGUGACUGAGCGGUUGUGUAAAUAAGUGUCUAAAUGUCAUCUCCUUGUUUGUGGAGGGUCCUGAGCCUUUAAUUUUAAAACACCGCAUGUGAUAAAAUGUCUUGCUUGCAAAAAGGGGAAUGUAUAGACCUUCUAAAAGGCACUUGUGGUGUAUUCCUGACACAUAAAUUCAUAAUUAAAUGUCUGUUGUGAAUAGGCCUAUACAUUUAGAAUAGAACCCCCUGGUCAUUCUACAAAAAUGUUUCUGCGAAUAGCCGAAUUGUUUUAUGUAUCUAUUCGGUACGAAACUUUUUUUCUUGCAA